This is a messenger RNA of Cygnus atratus (black swan), 2491 nucleotides long. It is a transcript of the gene ANXA11, whose product is annotated as annexin A11. Gene Ontology annotation, cellular component: cytoplasm. Gene Ontology annotation, molecular function: calcium-dependent phospholipid binding; calcium ion binding. Lineage: Eukaryota; Metazoa; Chordata; Aves; Anseriformes; Anatidae. Gene Ontology annotation, biological process: cytokinetic process; phagocytosis. The transcript has 17 exons. Bases 132 to 1784 code for a protein of 550 amino acids. The record is from RefSeq and is a predicted model, not a curated record.
CCGCCUCGCAGCGCGACCCGAGCCGCUCCUGGGGACCCGCGGUUGGGAAUGAGAGGAAAGCUAGUCUGGGAGUCAGGUGCAGAAGACUUCAGAGAAAGCCAUGUUGCAGGGCUCUUUAUCUGACAGGAUGGAUGAAGAACAUUAGAGCUGGUGUAGGAGAGAACAACUUUGGUGCUGCAGUGGGGUGGACUUCUGAAUCCUGUUUUCCCUGUUCUGUGUCACUGCUUUAUUGUCAGCAGAUCUUUGCAAUGAGUUACUCGGGCUAUCCCCCAGCAGCCCCAGGAUAUCCCCCAGCAGCCCCGGGAUAUCCCCCAGCAGCCCCAGGUGGCAGUCCUUGGGGUGGUGCUGCCUAUCCACCUUCAAAUCCACCUUCCAAUCCACCUCCAAUUGGUCUAGAAAAUGUGGCUGGCUAUGCCAAUCAGUUCAAUCCAAACUACAUGGCUGGAAUGGCAUCCAGUAUGGCAGGGACUUUUGGAGGGACAAAUGUACCACAAGGCAUGUAUCCUCCAGCACCUGGGGGUUUUCCACCAGUCCCUCCAGGUGGCUUUGGACAACCUCCAACAGGACAGCAACCCUCUUACGGGAUGUAUCCUCCACCUGGAGGAAAUCCACCAUCAGGAAUGCCACCUUACCCAGGAUAUCCAGGCGGCCCUGUGCCGGGUCAGCCCACACCACCUCCUGGUCAGCAGCCUGUGGGCUAUCCGGGACAACAACCAGCAACUUACCCGGGGCAGCAGCCCAUGCCAAGUUACCCACCAGGCCAAGCCGUGAAUCCAUCAAUGCCCUCUUUUCCAGGACCUUCAGGUCCUACAGUUUCUUCUGGAGCAUAUGGAAACCGAGGCACAAUCACUGAUGCACCAGGAUUUGACCCUCUGAGGGACGCUGAAGUCUUGAGGAAGGCCAUGAAGGGAUUUGGAACUGAUGAGCAAGCGAUUAUAGAUUGUCUUGGAAGUCGUUCAAACAAGCAACGGCAGCAGAUCAUCCUGUCCUUCAAAACAGCUUAUGGAAAGGAUUUGAUCAAGGAUCUCAAGUCUGAGUUAUCAGGUAACUUUGAGAGGACAAUCUUAGCAAUGAUGAAGACACCUGUCAUGUUUGAUGCUUAUGAAAUCAAGGAAGCUAUAAAGGGCGUUGGCACAGAUGAAAAUUGUCUCAUUGAAAUCUUAGCUUCUCGCAGUAAUGGGCAUAUUCAAGAACUCAACAGGGUUUACAAAGCAGAAUUUAAGAAAACUCUGGAGGAAGCAAUAAAAAGUGACACAUCCGGACACUUCCAGAGACUUUUAAUUUCACUUUCUCAGGGAAACAGAGAUGAAAGUACAGCUGUUGACAUGUCUCUUGUCCAGAAAGAUGUGCAGGAGCUAUAUGCAGCUGGAGAGAACCGUCUAGGAACUGAUGAAUCCAAAUUCAAUGCCAUUCUGUGUGCAAGAAGCAGGGCCCACCUCAGAGCAGUUUUCAGCGAGUACCAGAGGAUGUGUAACCGGGACAUUGAAAAAAGCAUAUGUAGUGAAAUGUCUGGAGACCUGGAAAAGGGCAUGCUGGCAGUAGUUAAGUGCCUCAAGAACACACCAGCUUUUUUUGCAGAGAGGUUGCGGAAUGCUAUGAAGGGAGCAGGAACAAAAGACAGAACUCUGAUUCGAAUCAUGGUGUCACGCAGUGAGGUUGACCUGCUGGACAUACGUGCAGAAUACAAGCGCAUGUAUGGCAAGUCCCUCUACACAGAUAUCACUGGUGAUACUUCAGGAGACUACCGGAAAAUCCUACUCAAGUUGUGCGGUGGAAAUGACUAAAUGGAACAUUUAGCUUUUCUUUAAAAAAAAAAAAAAAAAGCUGCUUUUUUUAGCUUUAAAGUAUCUUUUUUUCCACCAAGUAGAUGUAAUAUGAGUUGUUUCUCUUAAAGCAAUUACCUUUUUAAAGAUAAUAUUGCAUAUCUCUUCUCUCCAAAUAAAAAAUGUAGGUAAUAAAUGGAAAAAAAAAAAGAAAAAAAAUCAGAAACAACUAAAAAAGAAAAGCUGAUGUACCAUCUGCUCAGGAUUCUUUAUAGUACCCUCUACAAUCCAUGAAUGACAGGUUAUUUUUCUGCUUAUAUUAUUUUGCUGAAAUAAUGUGUUUGUUUUCUGGAGCAAAAAUCACAGUUGUAUGAUUUAAGGUUGUUUUAUUUUGUAUAAACAUUAUGUGCCAUUUUAUUGCCAGUUAUAUAUAUAUUGUAUGCAGGGGUGGUUUCGUACUAACCGUGAUACGUGGAGAGAACAGCCUUCAAGUUUUUUUCUAAGACUGUUCUAAAGAGGCUUUGGUGAGUUCUGUUUUCUUGGAUUGAUUUUCUGUUUUUAAGGAAGAUGUGUUCCACAUUUCAUUCUCACUAGGGCAACUGUCACAAGGAAGCAGCAAAAUUGACAAUAGUAAACAUUCUGUAGUUAAUGAUCGUAAGAUUUUGGAUUGUGCCUUAAAUAUAUGUAUCUAAAAAGAGAUUAUGAAAUUAAAGCUGUCUAUCUUCUAA